AUGUGUGAUGCCUUUGUGGGAACCUGGAAACUCGUCUCCAGUGAAAACUUCGAUGAUUACAUGAAAGAAGUGGGAGUGGGCUUUGCUACCAGAAAAGUGGCCGGCAUGGCCAAGCCCAACAUGAUCAUCAGUGUGAACGGAGACGUGAUCACCAUCCGAUCAGAGAGCACUUUUAAAAACACUGAGAUUUCCUUCAAACUGGGCCAGGAGUUUGAUGAAAUCACCGCAGAUGACAGGAAAGUGAAGAGCAUCAUAACCCUGGAUGGUGGGGUCCUAGUUCAGGUGCAGAGGUGGGAUGGAAAGUCGACCACCAUCAAGAGAAAACGAGAGGACGACAAGCUGGUGGUGGAAUGUGUCAUGAAAGGCGUCACUUCUACCAGAACUUAUGAAAGGGCGUGA
Molecule: messenger RNA, 399 nt
Organism: Peromyscus californicus insignis
Lineage: Eukaryota; Metazoa; Chordata; Mammalia; Rodentia; Cricetidae
Gene: Fabp4
Product: fatty acid binding protein 4
Exons: 4
Coding region: 1-399 (132 amino acids)
Biological process (GO): fatty acid transport
Cellular component (GO): cytosol; nucleus
Molecular function (GO): fatty acid binding
Source: RefSeq, a predicted model, not a curated record